UUAGCCCAAGAUCCCACUAAUGGUCGUAUUUGGUAUGGUAUUGCUACUACACAUGACUUCAAUAGUCAUGAUGAUAUACUGAGAAACAUCUUUGUGAGAAUAUUUUUGCUUCUCACUUUGGGCGAUUAACAACGCCACCCUAUUAGUACACAUUAAUGUGUAUUUAGGAGGGAAAAGAUUACACACUUAGUGCAAUGCAAUACACCAUGUUACUUCCUUGGUAGAAUAAUGACACUGAAUUGGUCAGUGCUCUGUAUAACUUCUGUAUUCUCCGUUUCUUUGCGGCAGCAUGCAGCGUGCUCAUCUGCAGAUGGACGACAGACAAUCAAAAACAGCUUUAGAAGAGGGAAAACUCGAAGAUGCAGUCAGUUGUAGGGCGAAGGUAUUUAAUAUCCACAAUCAUGUGCUUUAUUUCCUCUGUGUAUAUCAAAAAGUAUUUAGAUAUAACCUUAUAUUUUGUGGCUGUAGUACUUCUCUGAUUACCAGGCUCUUGCUGUAGUUUUGUAACACACAGGAAACUUUAAUCAGGUUUUUUUUAAAUCCGUUCGUGUAUUUAGCAUUUUUUGCUUAACAAAUUGUUGGUACGCUUUAUAAAGUUCACCAUAACAAGAGGAUGCCUGAUUUAGUUAUUUUUGUACAGGUAACUGGUGAAGGAGAUGACAAAUAUUUGAUUAUUACUGCUGAACAGCCACUAUGUGCUUAUCAUCUAGAUGAUUGGAUCCAUCCUUCACAGCUACCAAUAAGAUAUGGUGGAUAUUCUUCUUGGUUCCGCAAAGAAGCAGGUUCUCAUGGUCGCGAUACUCUUGGGAUUUUCCGAGUUCACCAGUUUGAGAAAGUGGAGCAGUUUUGCCUUACUAGUUUUAAGUUCAAAUAUUAUGACAUAUUCUUCACACUCUUAUAAUAAUAAUAGAUAUAUUAAGUUCGAACACUCUGUAAAUUUGUCUUAGCACCACCGGCCCAUAAUUUUUCACUGCAUCUAAAAGCUAAAAGCCAAGCAACCCUACAUGGGACUUCCAAACCAAAUGAUCCUCUACUCAGCCCUCCUCCUUAGUCAGCAACAAUGGUGUAUGAUACUUCAAAUUUGGUUGAAAUUGCCACUAGUUUUGAUUUUUGAUGAAACUGGUUUUCACUAGACAAGUCCAAUCAGUACACACACACACAUAUAUAUAUAGUCGAGACGUGUGAAAUUGAGAUUAAUUUCUAUUCAUUAAGCCAACCCUUAUAUAUAACCUUAGGUAUGUUGCUGCUAUUGCCCAUAAGCACUUCACAUUUCACACAAGAGAGCAAAAGAGAGAGAGAGAGAGAGAGAGAGAGAGAGAGAGAGAGAUAGCAAUAUGUCAAUGGAGGUGUAUAAGAGAGCAAAGCCAUACUUGGCAAUGAUUUUGUUGCAGUUUGGGUAUGCGAGUUUAGGUAUUAUAGCCAAGUUUGGUCUAAACCAAGGGAUGAGCCUUUACUCCUUCGCUGUCUACCGGAAUGUUGUCGCCGCUCUUGUCUUUGCUCCCUUUGCUCUCCUCUUUGAAAGGAAAGUAAGGCCAAGGAUGACCACUUCUGUCUUCUUGAAGAUAAUGUUACUGGGCUUGUUGGAGCCUGUGAUAGACCAGAACUUGUUCUAUACUGGAAUGAAGUACACAACAGCUACUUUUGCCACUGCCAUGUGUAACAUUGUUCCUGCCAUGUUUUUUCUAAUGGCUUGUAUACUCAGGUUUAACAUAUAUGACUCUUGGGACAUAGGAAAUGAUAACGAACUCAUAAGAGUUUUACAAGAUGCUAAAACUACCCUAUCAAAUUGUGGCUAUUGUUUCCGGUGCUUUGAAUGAUGCAGCUGCAAAGAAGUAUGAUUUGGAAGGAUGGUUUCCUGCAUCCAGCACUUACAAAGAACUUGUUUCCUGUUCAAACUGCACUGACUAUCGGUCCAGGAGAUUAGAGAUUC
This is a messenger RNA of Camellia sinensis, 1930 nucleotides long. Lineage: Eukaryota; Viridiplantae; Streptophyta; Magnoliopsida; Ericales; Theaceae. The record is from RefSeq and is a predicted model, not a curated record.